Molecule: messenger RNA, 321 nt
Organism: Coprinopsis cinerea okayama7#130
Lineage: Eukaryota; Fungi; Basidiomycota; Agaricomycetes; Agaricales; Psathyrellaceae
Exons: 5
Coding region: 1-321 (106 amino acids)
Source: RefSeq, a predicted model, not a curated record
AUGCAGAACGGUCUGUGUCCCGAGCUACAGUAUUUCCGGUGGGACGACGGCGAUUCCACUGGUCUUUCCGACCGUACAUUGCUCAAGUUCAUGCGAAGCCGGUCAGGGAAUGUUUACUAUCACGACUCGCGAGUUGUUUAUCUCCAAGAGUUCGCCGUGACGCUUCAGCGAGAGCAGCAAUUUGCUUUCAAUAUACUAGUCACUGACCCGUGCUCCGCACGGGGAGACUCCAACCAUAUGCAUAUACGGUACCCUAUCACUAUAGUUAUCCCUUUACUUGUACAGGGUUUCGCAAAAGGCAUUGAAAAAUCUAACACCUGA